This is a messenger RNA of Pyricularia grisea, 2112 nucleotides long. RefSeq lists its product as uncharacterized. Lineage: Eukaryota; Fungi; Ascomycota; Sordariomycetes; Magnaporthales; Pyriculariaceae. The transcript is spliced from 7 exons. Gene Ontology annotation, biological process: proton motive force-driven ATP synthesis. The record is from RefSeq and is a predicted model, not a curated record. Gene Ontology annotation, cellular component: mitochondrion. Bases 86 to 1747 code for a protein of 553 amino acids. Gene Ontology annotation, molecular function: proton-transporting ATP synthase activity, rotational mechanism; metal ion binding.
AAAAACCGACGAAAAAAAAAAUACAACACCCGCGCACCAAUUGCGUUUCCGAAUCACACAACCACACUCCCCCUCUCCCGGUACAAUGAUCUCAAGAUCUGCCAUCAAGAGGGGAAGCCAGCUGGCCCUCCGUCGGCCAGUCUGCGCUCCCGUCGCGCAGACCCGUGGCUUCGCAUCACCAGCACCAGGAGCUACCGGCACAGGCUCGGCAUCAUACGAGCCUACCAGCAUCGCCGGCCUCAAGGUUGCCUCCAAGGAUGCCCAUGGCCCCACGACCAAACUUGCUCUUGUGGUCAAGGCCGGUACCAGAUAUCAGCCUCAGCCCGGCCUGACCGUCGGUCUGGAAGAGUUUGCGUUCAAGAACACGAACAAACGAUCCGCGCUCCGCAUUACUCGGGAGACUGAGCUUUUGGGCGGUCAAUUGAAGGCUUACCACACACGCGAAGCCGUCGUCUUGGAGGCUGCAUUCCUCAGGGAUGAUCUCCCCUACUUCGUCGAGCUGCUCGGAGAGGUUGCGAAUGAGACGAGGUACACCACCCAUGAGCUUCACGAAGAGGUUGAGCAGACGAUCCACCUGGCCCAAGAAAAGCUUGCACACGAUUCUCUGGCUCAGGCAGUGGAUGGAGCUCACGCUGUUGCUUUCCACACCGGUCUGGGCGCGCCCGUCCUCCCGUCCACCUCGACGCCCCUUUCCAAGUACAUGAACGAGCACUCCGUUGCCGCGUUUGCUGGCGCCGCCUACACCAAGUCGAACGUCGCUCUGGUUGCCGAUGGCGCGUCUCAGAGUGGACUGCAGCAGUGGGUUGACUCCUUUUUCAAGGAUCUCCCCAGCCAGUCCUCAAGCGAGAUCUCGCUGCUGAGCAACAAGUCGACCUACCAUGGUGGCGAACACCGUGCUGAACUCCCCGGCAAGAGCUCCUACGUUAUUGCUUUCCCUAGCGCUAGCAUUGCCGAGUCUAAGCCCGAGAUCGCCGUGAUUGAGGCUCUUCUGGGCGGCAACCCUAGCCUUUCGUGGUCCACCGGCUUCACCCUCCUUUCCAAGGCGGCUGCGAACACGCCUGGUGCCAAGGCUGUGGCCAAGAACCUGUCCUACUCGGAUGCCGGUCUCUUGACCAUCCAGAUCACUGGUGCUGCCCCUGCCGUCCGCAAGCUUGCUGAGGAGUCAGUCAAGGCGCUCAAGACCAUUGCUGAGGGUGGUGUUGCUCAGGAGGACCUGACAAAGGCCAUUGCUAAGGCCAAGUUCAACGCGUUUACUGCCCACGAACUCACUGGUGCUGGCAUCGUCGCUGCUGGUACUAGCAUCAUCCACGGUGCUGAGCUGUUCCAAGCUGCCCAGACUAUCAAGAGCCUUGAGACAGUAACAGCAGAGAAGAUCAAGACUGCUGCCAAGGCUAUUAUCGACGGCAAGGCGUCUGUAUCAGCCGUUGGUGAUUUGCACGUUCUGCCACCAAUACACGACGGACAACUUCCGAACACCGCAGUUCAAUUCCCGCCCACCCGACAAAAGACAUCGAUCACGACCUCCAAAAUGACUUUCGCGUGGAAAGCCGCUGGCAUUACCUACAACCGCUACCUGGCCAUUGCCGGCCGCGCGGUCCGUCGCAGCCUGAAGGAGGACAAGAGAAUUGUUGCCGAGCGCCGCGGCGAGAUGGAGUUGCGGUUCGCCAAGUGGAACAACGGCAAGCAAGGUGAGGUCCAAAACCUUGCCGAGGCCAACAACGCCGCCGCUGGUUCGAGCUCGUCAUAAGCAUAUGCUAUAGAUUGGGAUAGAGGAGAAAGAGGGAGGCCUGGGGAUGUGGUGACGGAGUUGCUGCAUCAGGCGGUAAUCGGGUGAGGUGUCCGCCGGGCAUCGCGAAAGAGCUGUAUUAUCAAACCCAUUGAGUUCGAAUGCCAACAAUAGCUAUUGAAGAAGACCCGGGAUGCUCUUCAGGGUGAUGCAAGCAUUUACUGCGCGUGGUGUUCGGUAAAGUCCAUUGGAUAUCUUGAUGCUUCUCUUUUUGUUAUUCUCAAAUUCAUGCAAAGCUACAUCAUUAAGCUUAGAUGCGAACUUCUUGGUCUUUUAAUGGUUCAAUUGUAACUGUAAGGCAUUUAAUAAGGUUGUUGCUGGCGCCG